Arvicola amphibius (Eurasian water vole) is the source of this 1695-nucleotide messenger RNA. RefSeq names its product transmembrane protein 88 (gene Tmem88). The record is from RefSeq and is a predicted model, not a curated record. Gene Ontology annotation, molecular function: PDZ domain binding. The coding region runs from base 866 to 1345 and encodes 159 amino acids. Gene Ontology annotation, biological process: negative regulation of canonical Wnt signaling pathway. The transcript is spliced from 2 exons. Gene Ontology annotation, cellular component: plasma membrane. Lineage: Eukaryota; Metazoa; Chordata; Mammalia; Rodentia; Cricetidae.
UGGCCCGUCGCCCGCGGCUCCAGCCGGGCUCUCAUGGUGCUCAAACCCGCUCCCCUCCCCUACGUCCUGCACUUUCUUGGACCAGUACCCCCACUCCCAACCCGACCCCAACCCCACCUGAGGGUGAGCGACUCCUGUACUGUAGGGAAGAAGUGGGAACUGAAAUGGUAUUUUGUAAAAAAAUAAAAUAAAAAUAAAAAUAAAAAAAAUUAAAAAAAAUAAAAGUUUUAAAGAAAGAACUAUGAGGAAAAGAAACCCUGUCCUCCCCAGCCUCGGCCAAUUUAAAAAACAUUGGACACCACCACCACCCCCCCUUUUUUUUUUUUAAGGCGUGAAAUAGCCCAGGGCAGGGCCUCCCUGGGGCAGGGACACCCUGGGGUGAGUUUCUCUGGGGCUUUAUUUUCAUUUUCUUAGUUCGUCUUCUCCCGCUGGGGCUGCGGAGGGGUGGGGGGGUUUACAGUCUCGCCCCCUCGCACUGCACUGUCUCUCUGCCCCAGGGGCAGAGGGGUCUUCCCAACCCUACCCUAUUUUCGGUGACUUUUGUGUGAGAAUAUUAAUAUUAAAAAUAAAAGCAGGAAAAAAAGACCCAUGUGUUUUGAUGAUGGCUGUAAAGAGUAUCUGUUGAAGGGCCGGGAAUUGAUGGAUUGAUGGGAGGGCAGCGCAGACCCUGGCAGUGGCGAGCCCCUCCCCGGAGGCGCCUGUGGAAUGUCCAGAGCCUCCGUCUGCUCCUUGGGAUGAGGAUGCCUAAUCCUAGAGCUGCAUUCCAGGAUAAGGUAGUUGGGGGUGGGGAGAGGCUGCACCGGGGGAGGGGCAGGAAAGAGGGCUAUAAGGGCUGCCGCCGUGCGGGGCGGGAACCAGCCAGGCCAUGGCGGAGGUCCCGGGAGCCCAACGCUCGGUUCUUGCUGGGGGCCCAGAGCCCCGGGAUCCCCUGGACUGCUGGGCCUGUGCAGUGCUAGUAACGGCUCAGAAUCUGUUGGUGGCUGUCUUCAAUCUUCUCCUGCUGGCAUUAGUCCUGGGGACCAUCUUGCUACCCGCUGUCACCAUGCUGGGCUUCGGCUUUCUCUGCCACUCUCAGUUCCUGCGUUCCCAGGCACCCCCUUGCACUGCCCAUCUGCGGGACCCAGGCUUCACCGCCCUGUUGGUCACUGGAUUCCUGCUGCUGGUACCGCUGCUUGUGCUUGCCUUGGCCACCUAUCGCCGCCUCUGCCUGCGUCUCCGCCUGGCUGACUGCCUAGUACCCUACAGCCGUGCCCUCUACAGGCGCCGGCGCAUCCCACAGCCGAAGCAAAUCCCGGCAUCACCAGGGUCUCGGGCUGUUCCCACACCGGGAAAGGUCUGGGUUUGAGGUGCGUUGAGUCAAGAAUUCUGUCGAUUGUCCUCCUCCUGGACGUGGAAGGACUUGAAGCAAGCUCAGGGGUAUUCUGCCUUGCCCUGCUCCCUACCAUUGCCCCUUUGAUGGAGCAUCACCACCGGUGGAUCCGAUGCUGGUGGAAAUCCCCAUGCCCCAGAACAUCUCACUUGAGUCCUGGAUGUUUGGGCUGGACCCUGCUCAUCUCUCUCUCUCUCCCCUAGCCUAAAUAGGAGAGCUGAACUUUGUGCCUUCCUUAGCUGGUGCUGCUCCUCUAAUAUUUACGGGACUGAGGGACAACUCUAGAGAAUGAACCAUCACAAAUAAUAAAGGAUUUAUGAAAUGAA